Dendrobium catenatum is the source of this 1510-nucleotide messenger RNA. Its product is annotated as lipoyl synthase, mitochondrial. Gene Ontology annotation, cellular component: mitochondrion. The coding region runs from base 72 to 1223 and encodes 383 amino acids. The transcript is spliced from 4 exons. Gene Ontology annotation, biological process: lipoate biosynthetic process. Lineage: Eukaryota; Viridiplantae; Streptophyta; Magnoliopsida; Asparagales; Orchidaceae. Gene Ontology annotation, molecular function: lipoate synthase activity; 4 iron, 4 sulfur cluster binding. The record is from RefSeq and is a predicted model, not a curated record.
UUUAUUUUUAUAUUUUUAGAGCCGAACAAAUGCGGGAUAGGAGAUAGAGGCUGCGAAGAGGGAACAUAGCCAUGAAUCGUCCGCGCCCUCUUCUCUCCCUCGCUAAAUCCCUCUACUCUGUCCAUCACUCCUUUCUUCGAUCCAUCUCUUAUACCUCUCCUCUUUGUCUCCAAACCCUAGAUCCCGAACCUUCACCUGCGGCGGCGCCGCGCACCCUGACAGAGCUCCGCCGCCGUCUUGAAUCUGAAUCGCCGAAACUAUCCGACUUUGUGUAUUCGGUGGAAGUUGGGACGAAGAAAAAACCUCUGCCCAAGCCGAAAUGGAUGCAAGCAACAAUCCCUGGAGGGGCCAAGUACGCGGCCAUCAAGGCUAAGUUGCGGGAGUUGAACUUACACACGGUCUGCGAGGAAGCGAAGUGUCCUAACCUAGGAGAAUGUUGGUCCGGCGGUGAGACGGGGACCGCCACCGCCACCAUUAUGAUUCUGGGAGAUACCUGCACGAGAGGUUGCAGAUUUUGCAACGUUAAGACAGCAGCUCAUCCUCCAGCACCAGAUCCAAAUGAACCCUCUAAUGUUGCUCAUGCAAUUGCUUCUUGGGGUCUAGAUUAUGUGGUGAUCACAAGUGUUGACCGUGAUGAUUUACCUGAUCAAGGCAGCAGCCAUUUUGCUGAAACAAUUCAGAAGCUCAAGAUACUGAAGCCAAACAUCUUAAUUGAAGCAUUGGUUCCUGAUUUUCGUGGAGACUCCCUCUUCGUUGAAAAGGUUGCAAAAUCUGGAUUAGAUGUAUUCGCUCACAACAUCGAGACAGUUGAAGAACUUCAAAGAUGGGUUCGAGAUCAUCGCGCUAAUUUCAAACAAUCCCUCGACGUUCUUAAAAUGGCGAAAGAGUAUGCUCCAGCUGGUACUCUCACCAAAACCUCAAUAAUGCUCGGAUGCGGUGAAACUUUUGAGCAGGUGGUCAGUACAAUGGAGAAAGUAAGGGUGGCUGGAGUUGAUGUCAUCACAUUUGGGCAAUACAUGAGACCAUCAAAGCGCCACAUGCCUGUUUCUGAAUAUAUUACUCCUGAAGCUUUUGAGAAGUACCGAGUAAUUGGCAUCGACAUGGGAUUCCGGUAUGUUGCUUCUGGACCUAUGGUUCGAUCAUCAUACAAAGCCGGUGAAUAUUAUAUCAAAUCAUUGAUUGAAGCUGACCGAGCCAAUGUUGCUUCUGCGGCAUAUCUUUGAUAUUGUUACAGUUACAUUUCCCCCCCUUUUUUUUUUCUCCCAUUUUGGUACUGAUUCUGAAAGCCUUUUCAGUCUGUCAGUCUUUUAUUCUCUAGUCUUAUGCUUUAUUAUUUUGCUCAAUGCCCAUUUUAGGGUUUCUUUCAUAAUUCUGUUAUUCUACUUUGUAAUCUGUACAACAAAAAAGUUGACUCCUUGGUAGAAAUGCAAAUUAUACAAUUGAUGUAUGCAAAUAUUUGCUUAUUAUAAAAUGGUUCGCACCUUUGAAUAAGUGUUCCUUUUAAGCUACA